This is a messenger RNA of Agrilus planipennis (emerald ash borer), 1825 nucleotides long. RefSeq names its product protein lethal(3)malignant blood neoplasm 1-like. The transcript has 4 exons. The record is from RefSeq and is a predicted model, not a curated record. Gene Ontology annotation, molecular function: structural constituent of chitin-based larval cuticle. The coding region runs from base 105 to 1628 and encodes 507 amino acids. Gene Ontology annotation, cellular component: chitin-based extracellular matrix. NCBI's taxonomy places the organism in Eukaryota, Metazoa, Arthropoda, Insecta, Coleoptera, Buprestidae.
GUCAGGGUCAAACUGUCACUGCCUUUGUGUUCAACAAGAAAUAUUGUAUUUAUUUUAAUAUUAUUGCUUACCGCAGUCCUGUAGUGCUUCAAUCAAAGGAAAGAAUGACAUUUAUACAGCUGUACAAAGGCGUCGUCCUCUUACUAUUAAUAUUUAUAAAAGAUUCUGAUCAGAUUGAUGAUGAAAAUCGACCUUAUGAAUUUGGAUUCACAAUCGACGGUCAACAGCAUCGCUACGAGAAAAAAGAUGUUAAUGGAAUUAUCCAAGGAGAAUUCGGUUUUAUUACAGCCGAUGGAGUAUAUCAUGUAACAGUUUAUGCUACAGAUGAAAACGGAAAUUUUCGUAUUCUUAGCAUGAAAAAUAUCAGACUAAGCGGACCUCUAGAUCAACCGAAUGCAAAAGCGGCUGCCCCGGCUCCUCCACCAGUUAGAGUUGGAAAAACAAUCGACGUAAAUAAAGUGCAGACUCCUACAGAAGCACCGAAAACAGCAACAUCGCAUCAGUUCACUUUAACCAGAGCCUCUACAAUAAAACCAGGUUGCAGCGGUUGUGGUAUCGUAGCGCCAACCAAAACACCGCCAGCCCCUUCCCAAUUUCCAUCCAGAAAUGGAUUCGCAAAUGUAAAUAAUCAGCAGGGAUACAAUCCUCCUCCUGUUGCACAAAAUCCAAAAGUUCCUGCAAUAUCCGACUCAUUUUCCAACGUAAAUCAGGAAUCAAAUGCAAUUGCAAAUCCUCCUCAAUCGCCUCCAGAAUCACCAAAUCUAUCCGCCAACAGCCAGGAACCGCCUCAAGGGGGUGAUCUAUUCGUAAAUCCUUUACGUCCUCCUUACAACGCUCAAAAAUCUAGCUCACUUUCAUCCCCCAACAAUAAACAAAGUCCAUCAGUUACAUAUUCAAACAUUCCUCCACAAGUUGGCACAAGUCAAGGUGCAGGAAUUGACCAACCCCAACAAAAUCUCAUUUCAGAACCCCAAAAUCCGUACCAAUCAAACCCUGCUUUGGAAAGUACCAGUAUCAGUCCAUUACUUUCUGACCUGGGUCCACAACCAAUAGAAGAUUCUGAACGAUCUGGAAAACAACUGAGUUAUGAUAAAAAUAAUUUCUUUGACACAAAUAAUAGACAGGCACCGGGUAAUUCUCUCCAGCCACCUGGGCUUGAGGUAUUUAAGAAAAGUCCAGCUUUCCCAGAUCAGAAGAAGUCAGGAGAUAAUUAUGUGGGUAGCCCUGAAAAUAAUUUAUCGAAGGCGGAAGUAAUUAAUGGAGUGAUAAUGGUCCCAAAUAAUGAUCCAAUUCCAAUCAAAGACAAGUUUCUUGGUAUGGUUAAUGGACUUCCUCAAGGAAUAUCUGAGGGUGAUAUUGUUGAUCUACUGUACAAAUUUAAUUAUACAUUGUCUUUCCAUGGACAUUAUGAAAAAGGAUUAAAGAAUGGAGCUAAAAUUGGAGGAUAUUUCGUCAAUGGCCGAGAUGGCUUCAGUCGCAUUGUUACUUACAUUGCCGAUGAAAAUGGCUACAGACCUAAAUUUCAGUUGGUAAAUUUGGGAUUAAAUUCACCAGAUACUCCUAAAGAAGGUGACGAGAAAACAUUCGGCUUAAAGGGUUUCGAAUUCAUAUGGUAUCCAAUUAAAUAGUAACUUUUGAAAUCUUUUAAAUGAAUAUUUGGAUUCAACGAUUAUUCAGUGAAAGAAUCCUACCUGGUAGAACAUGUUUUUAGGAAUAAAGAUAAUGUGUUAACGUUUUUAACGAUUUAACUAAAUACAGUAGAACCCGAUAAGAUAAAGACCAAGGAAAACGUAAAAUAAUUUGAAUUAUUCAGGUUUUUACUUAC